Messenger RNA from Cercospora beticola, 1545 nucleotides. Its product is annotated as glycosyltransferase family 32 protein. Gene Ontology annotation, biological process: mannosyl-inositol phosphorylceramide biosynthetic process. Lineage: Eukaryota; Fungi; Ascomycota; Dothideomycetes; Mycosphaerellales; Mycosphaerellaceae. Gene Ontology annotation, molecular function: mannosyltransferase activity. The record is from RefSeq and is a predicted model, not a curated record.
ACACCACUUCCUCCGACCCUGCCGCCUCUUCUCUCCUCCGCCGCCGCUCCUUCUUCGAUGCUCGCGUAGUUGUCGUCGCAGAGGCUGAAAGACAAUCACAAGCAAAGCAGGCGCCCCUGAGACCCUUCCUCGCUCCGUCGCCGCAUCAAAUCCCCGCCAUCGACAUUCGACACGCUCGAAGAAGCAAUCCACACACACGACUUCCCGCAUACCACCACCUCACACCUGCAAGCCUGGCCACGCGACCACCUGCACCACGCUCGCGCGCGCCAUCGUGGCCAUGCGCCGACCGGUUCUGAUCUUCCUCAUCCUCAAUCUCGCCCUGAUCGCCUUCCUUGUGCACUCCGUAUGGACUCUCCUGGAACUGCUGGUGAUCAACGGGAUUGAGGAUGCAAUCACCAAGGCAGAGCUGCCGCCGAUGGGCUCCGAGCAUGACCUCGACACGAAACCUAUGAUUCCGAAAAUCAUACAUCAAACAUACAUCAACACCAGUAUCCCCGUGGUAUGGCAGGAGGCACAGCAGAGUUGUCUCGAUCUGCACAAAGAGCCGGAGUGGAAGUACAUGCUGUGGACGGAUGCCAUGUCAGAUGAGUUCGUCGCAAAAGAGUAUCCAGAGUUCUUGGACACAUUCCGAGGUUAUCAGUAUCCCAUUCAGCGUGCAGAUGCCAUCAGGUACUUUGUGCUCGAGCACUUUGGCGGCAUCUACAUUGAUUUGGACGAUGGCUGCAACAGGUCUCUGGAGCCCUUGCUGAGGUAUCCCGCUUUCGUGCGCAAGACCAUUCCUACAGGAGUGAGCAACGAUGCCAUGGGCGCUGUUCCGGGACAUCCUUUCUUCCAGCGCGUGAUUGAAGAGCUGCCGAAUUACGACCGCAGCUGGAUCUUGCCGUACAUUUCAGUCAUGGCAAGCACCGGUCCACUAUUCGUCAGUAUAAUCUGGAGGCACUACAGCGACGAGGGAUUUAAUGUGGGAGAUGGGCCUGAUGGAGGAAGAGUACGAAUCAUUUUCCCGCAGGAAUAUCAGAACCAGCCUUGGAGCUUUUUCACGCACCACUUGGGCAAUAGCUGGCAUGGUUAUGAUGUGCAGUUGAUUUUCUGGAUGGCCCGCAACUGGGUUCUUGUGACCAUUUUUGGCUUCGUUGUUGGCUUCGGCGUGAUAUUCCUGGUUUGGUGGUAUUAUCACCGCCACUACCUCGCGCCGACCGAUGUCCCUCGAUGGAAGACGAAAUCGAUACGACAGCGCCUUCCCUUCUGGUCACGACGAGCACAUUCAGAGUAUGAAUUGAUCCACAGACACGAGCCAUGAUUGCACAUGCAUUUGCGUAUUCUUUGGAAUGCGCGCAUCCCACGUCGAACAGCUACGUGGCCAUUCCGGUCCGCCUAAACCAACGGGAGCAACGGGGCGAUCGCCAACAACAGCUGCAAGGCUCGCCUGGAUUGGCAUCAAGUUUUGGUGACAACUUCCACAACAGAGAGACUUUCCACGCGCAUUGCUCCAAAACGGGCCAUCGUCUUACGAGAGCGCGCAUGACGACCGGUCGAAGUCUA